AUGCGCUUUAACACUUUCUACCUCUCUGCGCUUGUGGCUAUGCAAUCCCUCAUCACAGGGGCAUCACCUUUGGAAAGUCGUCAAGGGUGCGCUGUCCUGACGCCUGGUCAAUAUACAAUUGCAUCGGCCGGAACUGGGUGGAAAUUGCGUCCUUAUCAUCAUUCUCACGCUCCUCCAGCGAUAAACACUCUUGAGGAGGAACCAACUGGACAAUUGGGCGUUUGGUCUAUCACCUCCGCGCCUCAAUCCGCCUACUAUAUUACCAAUGUCGGAGAAAACGCGCCGGUACUUACGCUUCAGUACGGGGGAGCUCCUCAGCCCUAUACUUCCUGGGGCGCAUCCCCCGUUGCCUUUGCAAUUCAAUGCGCAGGAAAUGGAAAAUAUGUCAUCAAGAAUCCAGUUGCGGAUGAGGUUUGGACGGCAGAACCAGGGGCAUGGGUUAAGAUUCUCGGUGCUAACGGAGAUAUCAGCCAGCGCUUCGUCUUUACUGCUGUCUAG
Messenger RNA from Psilocybe cubensis, 498 nucleotides. RefSeq lists its product as uncharacterized. The record is from RefSeq and is a predicted model, not a curated record. Lineage: Eukaryota; Fungi; Basidiomycota; Agaricomycetes; Agaricales; Agrocybaceae. The transcript is spliced from 6 exons. The coding region runs from base 1 to 498 and encodes 165 amino acids.